AUGAAGUCCGCCAAACUCUUUGCCCUCGUUUUCCUCGUGUUCGAGGGUGUUGCUGCCCUCCCGGCACCUCCACAGGGCCUCCUGCGAGCAGAGGACUCAGAGCCAAGAUUUAUGCCUCGAAAAGCAACGGACGAGCAUCAGCAUUCGAGCGCCGACCAAGUCUUUGCCCGAGGUGUGCGGGAGUCCUCGCCGGACUUGGCUUCGAGCGCUUGGUUCACACGAGCUACUCAAGACGACGAUGCCAAAGACACCGACUUCCAGGGCAAGCAGCGUUUCCUGGUCAGGCAAUUGAUGGAGCGCGAUGAGUCCGCUUUGGAUCGCCGGCAGCGUUCCAAGAAAGUGGUCAUCGGGACCCUCUUGGGUCUUGCAGGGCUCGGCACCGGGGGCUACUUUGCUGUCACUAAGCUGUUGAAGAAGGAGAAAGACGAGGGAAAGAAGCAACAGCAGCAGCAGCAGCCUCUGCCUGACGGCCCUCCCUACUCCGGAGGGGGUUGUUCCCCCACCGGAGUUGGUUGUCGAAGGGAUGUAAUGGACAACAAAAGGCACGAUGUGAAGUCAUCAGACGAAGAGAAGUUUAACGGAGAGGCGAUACUCGUCCGAGGUCUGCAGGAUCCCUCGCCGGACUUGGCUUCAAGCGCUCGGGUCGCCAGAGCUGCGAAGCAAGACGACGGCCCAGACGCCGAAAUCAGGAGGCAGCGCUUCCUCGUCAGGCGACUACUGCAAGCUCGUUCCUCCGAAGACGAGCGUGACGUUUCGACCUUGGACGCACGGCAACACAGCCCCAAGAAUGUCGUCAUCGGGGCCCUGCUAGGUCUUGCAGCGCUCGGGACCGGGGGCUACUUCGCCAUCAAUAAAUUUUUGAAAGACAAAAAGGAGCGAGAGCGCAAGAAGCAGCAGCAGCAGCAACAGCAAUUUUUGCCCGAAGACCCUGCAUACUCGGGUGGUGGCUGCCGGAGGGAUGUGACGGACCGACAGAUGCAUGAAAGCAUGUCUUCCGAAGAACAGAGCGAGGACCGUUUGACAGCUAGGACUGCCCGAUCGUGGACUCCCGGAAGGAAGACAUUUGCUGCAGGUAGUCUACUGACGCUUGCUGGGCUGGGUCUGGCAAGCUACCUCGGAUACAAAGCCCUCAAUCCCGGUAGUAAAGGUCAGAAUCCUCCGCCACAGUUCGGUCAGACUCCGCCCCCAAGGCGCAGAGACCUCGGUGAAGGUGGAGACGAUGGAAAUGCGCUCGAGGAGAAGCGGGAUGGAGCAUACCUGGCAGUCCGAUGUUGA
Microstroma glucosiphilum is the source of this 1275-nucleotide messenger RNA. RefSeq lists its product as hypothetical. Bases 1 to 1275 code for a protein of 424 amino acids. Lineage: Eukaryota; Fungi; Basidiomycota; Exobasidiomycetes; Microstromatales; Microstromataceae. The transcript has a single exon. The record is from RefSeq and is a predicted model, not a curated record.